GUGGAAGUGUGGCACACGAAAGAAGACCAGUCUGUAUGACUUAGCUGGAAACGUGAAUGUUUCUGACACAAGUGACCAGCUUCAGCCCCGACGGUUGGGGAUUCUAGCUCGCAGUCAUGUCGCUGGUUCCAGUUCUGUUGGUGAGCGCCUGUGUGACGAGUGUCUGGGCUGCUAUACCUCCCGGCUACAUUUUGAGAUUGACUUCCAACUGCGGAAAGGAAAAUGUCAAAGGUGCCGAAAUCUCCAUAGUAACAGAUUUAGACAUAGCGGCCAUUGCUGCCUGUGCCAAGACCCGCGAGAACUUCACCUCGACUGACGGAGUCAACUACAAGUUGACGGUUGGAUACCCCGGUCGCGGCGCUCAUCCCUGCAUGUUCCAGAAACGGAAAGGUGCUCGUGUGUACGUCUUGAAGGUGUACGUAUCAUACGGACCCCCGGGCACUGCCGUACACCACAGCCAAGAGGAGUAUACCGUCACGUGUACGUUCGACGCCAAGAAUAAGCAGCUGACGAAACAGCUGAACAUCGGAGCUAGCCGGAUGGCACCAAAGGCUGUGCAGUCAUGGAAAGGGAAGAACACCAAGGCCACCAUUCGGCUGCUGCUGGUAGACGUCUUGGGGCGAGACAUGCAUGGUCAGCGGCUGGCUGUAGGACGCAAGGUGCAGCUCAAGGCCUCGGCUACAGGUACUGCUCCCAACGAACGAGGUCUGCGACCUGUCUCUUGUGACGCCAUCGGGAUAAAGACCGGAGCUAGGUUACCCUUGAUCAGAUCGGGGUGCGGUGACGGGUGGUUCAUUAAAAAGAACAAGGGUUUCACCACCAAAGGCCUGACCUGCUACAGCCCUUACUUCAACGCCUUCGCCUUCCCCCACAAGGAACCCAUUCGGUUUCAGUGCAACUUCACUAUGUGUGCCAGAAGCUGUAACGGGGACUCGUGCGCUGUUCGAUUCCCACAUGGGAACAAUGGAAGAAGACGGAAAUCCACCAGACUCACUUUGUCCGACAAGCGAUUCAUUCCGGCCUCUUCUGGUUUAUAUUCUGAAGUAACGAUCGACAACCGGAAACCUGACCGACUUGUUUGGAGACGGACGUCCGUUCAACAUGCCUGGGUGGCCAGGGUGUACAUUUGGACGCCAGUAGUCAUCAUGAUGGCACUAUCUGUUCUGAUGUCAGUCGUAGGAGUUGUAUGCGCAUGCGCAAGGCGGAAUAUUUCGAGAGGUUACAAGUUGGCAACGAAGGUCAAGGUCUUAUCCAGGAGGCCAUGCGGUUGCAGUUGGAAUGUCGAUCCAGAGAAGCCCUGCAGACAUUGCGAUGCGGGAUGUAUGUGCUCUUGCGAUUCUCAGAAUAACCUGAACAGCCUUGCACAUCUGGACACCGAGAGACCAUUUACAGUUAUGUCCUGCAGCGGAGGUAGAAGACAUUCCACCUCCAGCCAUAGUGAAGUGUGAUCGUUGUCGAAAUAAAGUUUGGGUUUCACA
This is a messenger RNA of Haliotis rubra (blacklip abalone), 1478 nucleotides long. Its product is annotated as vitelline envelope sperm lysin receptor-like. The record is from RefSeq and is a predicted model, not a curated record. NCBI's taxonomy places the organism in Eukaryota, Metazoa, Mollusca, Gastropoda, Lepetellida, Haliotidae. The transcript has 10 exons. The coding region runs from base 117 to 1448 and encodes 443 amino acids.